AUGUCGCUGCAGAUAGCUGUAGCUCAUACGGGCCAGCGGCUCGACGCUGAUCCCGUCGGCUUCAACUCAAUCGAAGCCCUGAAGCACUGGAUUUCGAGUAUUACCCACAUACAACCCGAGUGCCAAAUCCUUCUUACGACUCGAGGCAAACAUGUCAAACUGCAGGCGCUCUUGACGGAGAAAGAGAUAUUCGUCUACAACCGCGAGCUCUCCGCGGGAGCCCAGUCCCCUAUAACUCUGACACCGCUCCCUGAACCAUACACCCCCCAAAACCCCCCCGAUACCCUCUCUAGCCAUACUGAUUUGCGAGCAUGGCAAACUUUAUUCCAAGCUCGCCGCGACUGGGCCUUCGAUAUCCUCGAAAAGUCCCAGUCCAUGUCCAGAAUAGCCUCGAACCACUUCGGGGAGCAGGCAACUAUUGAGAAAGGAACCCAAAUCGCCGUGGGAAACCAUGAUUCACAUAUUCGGGGCCUGGAGCAGAAGCACCAGGCUGCGAAGGACUGGUUUGAGGGAGUGGAGAAGGAGACGGGAGAGAAUCUUAGGAGGCUUGAUGCAGAUUUCAUGCAGUUAUCAUCAAUACCAGCAAAGGUGGAGUUUGUCCAGUUCCUAGCCAAGGAAGUCCGAGCAGCACAAGGAAGUCGAAAGAACUCUCCAAAUCGGACGCUGACACUUCAAGAUUACCUUGACGCGGCAGCCGUCAAACAGGCUACAAGUGUAAGCAAGCGCGUAAGAGAAUCAUUUGGAAAGCGUAUGACGAGCAUGGGGAGUCAACUCGAGAAAAUAGGUGCAGACUACAAUGAACUGCUAACCGCCGUGGGUCAGAGUCAAAGCCGGUCGCUUGUGGAUGAUUCAGAGGAACCAGCACGGUUAUUCAACGAAAUUGACGUUGUUGCAAAGAAGGUGGAGUCUGAUUUUGAGCACGUGAUGGGACUACCUGCGAAUUCAAAAUCAGUUGCCUCUGUCUCGAAAAUGGCUUUGUUGCAUACGCGCAACUUUCUCCCGGCUAUCAAGGAGUAUAGCACUGAAAUGAGCGAUCUUGUCCGAAGGUCUGUGGAGCAGAAGAACUUCGCAGUCAAAAACGCUGUAGAGAGCAUGCGGAGUAUCGCAGGUAUCGAAUCUAUUAUUUCGAACCUGAGUGCGGAGCUGGAAUCCAUCAAUAUUCCCCAGGACGGUGUCGCUGCGUUUGAGCUUAUAUCCCUAGUUGGGAGACUCCCUUACAUCUACGGAACCCUCCUUGUCGAAGCAAUACGAAGACGCGAGUGGAUGGAGAAGAUGAAGAAGGAUACAUCAUCACUUGCAGAGGAAAUGGCUGGCUAUCAAGAAGAGGAGGAACGACGAAGAAAAAAAUGGUUAAAGCCAAUCGCAGACGUCAUCAACAUUGAAGCCGUUCAGGGGAGCAUGCUCGGAUUCGAGAUGAAUGUGCAGUCUGACAAAAGCCUGUGGCCGGCCGUCAAUCGAGAAGAUCUAGAGGAGUAUUUGAAAGUUCUACAACGUCUUGAAGGACAAGAGUCCGAGUCAGAGUCUCUCCGUCAAGCCAUUAAGGAUUUGGAUCGACCAAGCAAACAGCAAAUAAAGCGUGCCAAGAACUUCAAGAUGGGUAGCGUUCAUGAGCCUGCUUUUGGCAAAGGUUCCCAGCUUCUGUUACGUGGCGACGACGAGCUACGAGUUUUGAGAGAAGCGAAUUCAAAGUUGGAAGAUGAGCUAAAGGGUUCUAAGAGCCGGGUUCGCAGGCUCGAAGAUCUGCUUCACCGUCAAUCUCAUGUUUCCAGGCUAUCCAUUGGGAGUGGAUUUCCUUCGAUGGGUCCUCAAAGCCCAGCAGACCCGUCGACACCUACUAUUGAAGCGCCGUCUCCUCGACUGCAGGACGAAUUAUCUCGACGAUCUUCAGUCUCCUCACGGAGGUUCUCAACAAACCAAGGACAGGACGACAAACGCCGCAUAGUGCGACUUGAGCACGAGCUUAAUACUGAAAAGGAAGCGCGUGCUACCCUGGAAAGGGAAACCCAGUCCAGAAAAGAGGAAUAUGCGGGGCUCAGACGCCAAGUUGAGGAAGCUGUUUCGACCAAGGAAAAUAUUAUGGAAAAUAUGAAGGCCCAACAGAAAGAGUUUGCUGAUGAGCGAAGAUCGCUAGAAGAAGAGAUCCACGCAUACAAAAGCAAAAUUGAGGAGGCCGAAGAUGAACUCGACCGCAUCCUUGGGAGUCGCGACAAUGAACGGAGCGGCGUGGAAUCGAAGAUACAAAGCCUCAUCGGGGAGCUUGAACAGGUUCGCAAAGACGCUGCGGAGAAGGCUAGGAACGCCGACAAACAUAUUGUCAGCUUGCAAGCUGAACUCGAUGAACAAAAAAAGGCCGAAAGGCAAUAUCACGAGUCACUUGCUGUCACCUUUAUUCGAUUGUCUCCAGAAGAUACCGUGCCCGAGGAUCAUUCUACGCUCAUUUCGCAACUUGAGAAUCUUGCAUUGCGAUCUUUCAAUCAUCAACAAGAACUCCAACAGGCAGUUGCCAUGGCUCAGUCCGAAAACGACACGACCCGCGCCAGAGCGCUUGAAACAGAGACAGAGCUUAAGUCGAAACUCAGCAAGGAGGAAGCUGAGGUGUCUUCUUUGCGGGAACAACUGGGCGUCGAAAAGGCAAAGGCUGCUUCAAUCGCGGAAGAGCUUGAGGAGGAGCGCAGCCAUCUCCAUGACCUACGAAGCAAAUUCGCGGAAGGCGAAACGGGUUCAGAAGCUCUCAGGAAACGGGCGGAAGAGGAAGAAGCAAAGGUGGGGCGGCUGCAAAUAGAGCUUGCUGAGUCGAAGUCGCAUGCGAUCAGUCUCGACAUCGAGCUGACACAUCUGCAAAAGAAAAUCGCGAAGCAUGAGGAGUUUGACUCCUCACGAUCCCAUCAGCGCUCACUCCGCGCAAAGGAGCUUAGCCAGCGGCUGUACGCUCAGCAUGAUCGCCUAAUUCGUCUGCUGGAAACUCUUGGGCUCUUCAUUACUUAUGAGGAAGGUGCAAUGGUCAUUCAACGCGCCUCGAAAGUGAGUAGCAGCACUAUCAUGAACGACCCUAACGGCCUCGGCCGCAGUGUCAUCACACCUUCGCCCACACCCCUCAAGCGCCAUCUCGAAGACUUUUCCGAUCUCUCGUUCCUCCAAUGGUCUGAAUCUACGAAGUCCGAAGAGGAGGACCAAAGGUAUCACGAACUUGUCGACACACUCAACCGCUUCAACAUCGAGACGUUUAGCGAAGCCGUCUCGAAACGAUUGCGAGACAUGGAGCAUACGGCUAGGAAAUGGCAAAAAGAAGCGCGCGCAUAUCGGGACAAGGCUCAUCGAUUCCAGGCUGAUUCUCAUGAGAAAAUUGCGUUCCGGUCUUUCAAAGAGGGUGAUCUUGCUCUGUUCUUGCCCACGAGGAAUCAAGCUACACGCCCGUGGGCGGCUUUUAAUGUUGGAGCUCCGCAUUACUUUCUCCGCGAACAAGACUCCCACAAACUUCACGGAAGGGAGUGGCUUGUGGCACGUAUCUCCAAGGUGGAAGAGCGUGUUGUGGAUUUGUCGAAGGCUCUGGAAGGAGGUGUGGGCAGAGCAUCAUUGGACGGUCGCUCUAUUGCGUCGAAUAGCGCUCUGUCAUUUGAAGAUGACAAUCCUUUUGAUCUUUCCGAUGGUCUUAGAUGGUACCUGUUGGAUGCCGCGGAAGAGAAACCAGGUGCUCCAGGAACCCCUGGGUUAGGCCGUACGACAGUUGCGAGUAUCACCCGAGUGGAUGGCACGGGAAAGAUGGAACCGACCAAGAAGAAGGCCUCCAAUGACCCAGCCAAGCAACUGGGCAAGAGUCUGGAUAGUCGGAGGAGCAGCGGCACCAGCAGGAAGAGCGUUCCAAUUUUCGGGUCGCGCGGCUCGAACGAAGCAAUCGCUUCCAUUGAGAAUCCAGAAUCCGGGCUGAAUUCAACCGCCGCGACACGAGGAGCCAGUCCGGCAACUGGACCCGGACCGAGCCAUCUGAGAGAGAGUUCGAGCGGUGGUGGGGCAAAUAGCAGGGUCGACCAACUGCUUGAGGGGCAAGAAGAGGUUCGAAAAGACCUUCUUUGGGGACCUUAG
Messenger RNA from Lindgomyces ingoldianus, 4080 nucleotides. RefSeq lists its product as uncharacterized. The record is from RefSeq and is a predicted model, not a curated record. NCBI's taxonomy places the organism in Eukaryota, Fungi, Ascomycota, Dothideomycetes, Pleosporales, Lindgomycetaceae. Gene Ontology annotation, cellular component: Atg1/ULK1 kinase complex; extrinsic component of membrane; phagophore assembly site membrane. The transcript has 2 exons. Gene Ontology annotation, molecular function: molecular adaptor activity; protein kinase binding. Gene Ontology annotation, biological process: autophagosome assembly; positive regulation of protein phosphorylation; autophagy of mitochondrion. The coding region runs from base 1 to 4080 and encodes 1359 amino acids.